UCAACGAUCUCACCUGAGGGUCUGAAACGACAUCAAGAUCAUAUCCAGUCCCUCCAAGGUUGUCAAAUUAACUUGGCGGCUCGGCCCCACGUUUGGUCAUAUCCUAACCUCACGUCGCUUGAGUUUGGACCCGGUUUCGGUCGCCACGGUCGUCGAGUGGACCUUGCGACCUUGAAAAUGGUGGCAGGAUCGCCUCAUUUGGAGCAUCUCAAGAUAUCGCUCAAUCUCGACCAUGUGGAUGUCUACCAAGAACUGAGGCGGGUUCUUCAGUCGCUGACUCGGCUAAAGAGCUUGGAAUUGCACCUCACUGAAUUUAUCGAUCUGGUUGUCAUUCAGGAUAUUCUGGAGAUAUGUAGCCGAGUCAAAUUCCUAUCAGUAUUUCUGGAUGGCGCGGCCUACGCUAUCCCAGGAGACGAAGGAGCUCAGCUCAAGCUCGCAACGGAGGCCAUGAAGCGCAUGCAGGACACCCAGGUCCAGCACUUGGAGUUCCAGGCGACUGACGAGAUCCUCGAAUUGUCGAUUUUGCCAUUGUUUUUAAAGAAAUGUCCCAUGUUGGAGAGCCUCAGCCUGCCAUCACUGUGCCAGGAGCAGACAAUGGAACAAGUGGUAGAGAUAAUCAAGGAGAGAACAUGUCCGAGACUGAAGCAUUGGAGCCACGGUCGUAUUGGCUACAGCGGAAUGGUGGAAGAUCUUUUCUUGGAAACAUUUCGAGCAACCAAGUCUGGCACCGGCGAGUACGGCAGUGAUAGAGAUUGGAUGGAAGGUGGUCUGAAGACGAUCGCAGUGGGGUACCUAGUGGCACUGGACGAACGCGUAAUUCGAACAAUCACGGAGUAUCAUGGUACGACACUGACAACCAUGAAUACUCCCGGUUUCACCAUGGACCUCCCAUCCCUCACGCUACUUUUGAGCGAACUCCCAGCGUUGAAGUCCUUCAAGGUUAUGGUCACUUUACCAUACGCAUCGACGUACGAUCCGGACUUGGAGUUGACAAAGAAGACUUCGUGGGCCUGCACUGGGUUGAAGCAUCUAGAGUUGAACUUCAACACUACGGGAACCUUCAGUUUCCCUGGAGGAAAACGCUGGGAUGUUUCAGUAGAGAAGGACUGUACGGACUAUUUGUUUUCACAGAUCGGGAGCUUGACGCAGUUGGAGGAGCUGGUCCUGAAAUCGAGCGGCUUCGAUCCAUUUGUCUUGAAGAACGGAUACCUGACACCGUUGUCUGGAUUAUCGAAUCUCAAAUCAUUGCGCCUGCCACGGCAAUGCAACAUACGUAUGGGUGCAGAGGAGGCAGAGUGGAUGGCCGAGAACUGGACAAGUCUGGUUUAUGUCGCGAUUGAGGUACCGCCCAGAGCUCUCGUAUCAGAUGGAAAAUCGCGCGAGGCAUUUGAGGCAACGUUGAAGGAGAAGCGGCCAAGCGUCGAGAUCGGUCCUAGUCAGCCUUAUUCUCGCAUGUGGUACGGAGGGGGUUUCGGCGCUCAAGCUGCUGGAUUUGGUGGCUGGGAUGUACAGAGUGGAUUCGUCCCAUUCCCUUGGAUACGCCGAACAAUGAAUAUCAAAUAA
Gamsiella multidivaricata is the source of this 1563-nucleotide messenger RNA. RefSeq lists its product as uncharacterized. Lineage: Eukaryota; Fungi; Mortierellomycota; Mortierellomycetes; Mortierellales; Mortierellaceae. The annotation marks the transcript as partial. The record is from RefSeq and is a predicted model, not a curated record. The transcript has a single exon.